This is a messenger RNA of Plasmopara halstedii, 513 nucleotides long. RefSeq names its product Retrotransposon gag domain. The record is from RefSeq and is a predicted model, not a curated record. The transcript has a single exon. The coding region runs from base 1 to 513 and encodes 170 amino acids. Lineage: Eukaryota; Oomycota; Peronosporomycetes; Peronosporales; Peronosporaceae.
AUGACGAAAAACGCGCUGCUAGAGUACCUGCAGCAGAAGAUGUCUGCAAUAUUUGCGUCUGUGAUGCCACCGUUAGUGAUGGAUGAUUUUUCCCGACCUAAGCCGCUCAUGGUGAGCGUUAAGGUCUUUGAGAGGAAGGAUGGAGAUAAUCUCCUGUUCUGGGUGAGAAAGGUCGAGUUGGCCAUCGCAUCCGCCAUGCUUCAGCAAAAGCGCGUGGCGCUAGCCAUUCCAAAGCUCGGUGGUCGAGCGCGAGAAUGGGCACUGACGUGUGGUCCUUCGGUCGGAGCUGCGUUUCCCUCCUGGGCGGAGCUGAAAUUGCAGCUCUCACGAGUAUUCUCACUGCCUAACCAGGCAUGUCGCGUGCGAGCGCGUUUACUUGUCGCCCGACAGGGCAACAAGAAGUUGGAGGACUUUGCCCAAGAGAUGCGUACUCUCAUUGCCGGUAUGGCAGCAGUUCCUCUCCCGGAGGCGGUCACAGUGACCAUGUUUAUUGACGGCCUCUGCAUGGCGUGA